Molecule: messenger RNA, 4583 nt
Organism: Olea europaea var. sylvestris
Lineage: Eukaryota; Viridiplantae; Streptophyta; Magnoliopsida; Lamiales; Oleaceae
Product: auxilin-like protein 1
Exons: 8
Coding region: 53-4201 (1382 amino acids)
Biological process (GO): clathrin coat disassembly; clathrin-dependent endocytosis
Cellular component (GO): vesicle; cytoplasm; intracellular membrane-bounded organelle
Molecular function (GO): clathrin binding
Source: RefSeq, a predicted model, not a curated record
AAAUCCUCGAGCGAGGGAAAAUAGGAAUACCCUGAGAAAAUCAUUUUCAGUAAUGGAAAACAUUUCCCAUUCACUUCCCAAGAGGAGUUGCGCCGGAACUGGAUACAUUUCUCACAAGUCAGUGUACGACGACGUUUUUGGGGGCCCACCGAAGUUCGGGCUCUCCACAUUGGCGCCUCGGUUUGAGGACUAUGCUGAGAUUUUUGGUGGCUUUCACUCGGUUCGAUCUUCUUCCAUUCCGGUUUUGGAUCUUCCUGUAAUUGAUGAGGAGGCGGGGUUUCAUUUUGAUAUUCGGAGUCCUGAUUUUAAAUAUUUGGAGGUUUUCGGGGAUUUCGGUGGCUUGGAUUUCGCAUUGUCGUAUGAGGAAUUGGUUGGACAUUCCAGCGGCGGAUAUGAUUCCUCUGAGGAGGCAUGGAGUCCAGCUGAAAGUGAGUCUCUGUCGGUUGAAUCAGACCCUUCAGCAAGUUCUGGAAAAUACUACAACUUGUCAAAUGGAGACCAUCUCCAGUCAUCUGAUGACAUUAAGCUGUUCAAUGUUUCUUACCACAUGUCUAACCGAAGAUGCAUGGAAAGUAUAGCAACCGAAUCCACACAUGUAACUCAGUUACCUGCUAUUUCUAGAUGUGCUUACACAUUUAAUGAUGUGUUAGUUUCCCAGAUGAGUGAAGAGGAGAGGUCAUAUUUGCAUGUUUCUAAUGAUCUUGACAGCAGUGCGGGUUGUGGUUGGACAAGCACAGGAGAGGAACUAUUCAUAAAGGGUUUGUCACACCCCUCAAAUAGUGACUCAAAGCAUGAUCUAAACUUUUUAGAGAAGCAUGGCAAGCUGAAAUCUACACUGAAUAAACCAUUUAUAACUAUAUCUGAUAUCAGCCUCAGAACUAAGCCUUCUGGACGGCCACCACCUUCAAGACCACCCCCUGCCUUUGCCGUUAAAAAUGGAGAUUCUGAUAGACAAAAUGCAACAUUUAAAGCUUUAAAUGAUUCCACCUUAGAACGGAAUGACAGUUCGUCACUGUUCUUUGACGUGGAAGUAGAUUCUUCUUCAUCUGCCAAAGCCAUGAAAGAUGCAACAGAGAAAGCUCAAACAAAAGAAUCAGUGGAUAGAAACGAGGGCCUCCAGAGUCAUAUUAAUCUGCAUCUGGAUAAUGACAUAGAAUUAGAGAGCAAGACAAGCAAGACAUUAAAUGUAAAUAACAGAUUUAAGGAUGAGAGGAUGCCACAAUCACAAGCAAAAGAAGCCAAAGCACCAAAACCUUUCGUUGAAGAAAAAAGAAGUUUGACUGAGAAUAACAAGGUAAUUUCAUAUUCCAUAGAUGGGAAAAAUCAUAUUCAUUUUGUCGAAAAACAUGUGGACACUGUUGCAUGGAGUGAAGCAACGGAUUUAUUCGAAGUUAUUGAUACAAGUCUGCCCAGAAGGGCUUCUAAAAUAGAGGAUGGCAACAUUAUGGUGGAAAAUAUGAGGCCACGUUCAAAUAGACUGCAAGAGGAAGUGGGCACUGAAGCAUAUGACCUGAUGGAAGGCUGUAAAAACAAUAAAGUGGCAAAGAAAGCUCCGGAAUGGGAUGAAGAUAGGAAUCAACUUGAAACGGAUAUGGACAUUUGUGAUUGGGAUUAUAACCAAGGAAGAUUAGUCGCAACCAAGAAGUCGAGCAGUCAGGAGCGUGAAGAGGAAGUACAAUUGGAUGAGAUGAUCUGCAAAUUUGACUUUAUUGAGAGGAAAACAAAGGUGGUCCAGCAACAUGGGCGAAGUGAAAAGGUAUUAGUUGACCCUGAUGAAAGUGUGGACAAGAAACUGGAGACUGGCAGCAAAAGAAUUGAAAGCGAGAUGAUGUGCAAGGAUGCUCGUUCAAGGAAGGAAAAAGGAACAAGACUUGAAGAAAAUAUUGAGAGAGAGGAAUGCAAGAAAAGACUUGAAGAGGUCAUUGAGCACACAGAACCUGGAAAACGAGCAAGAGAGAAACUAGAGCAAGAAGAAAGAGAGAAGCGACAACAGAACGCUUGUGAAAAAGAAGAAAACAAUAAAAAUAAAUUGUCUCGUGAAAGAAAAGAGAAAAAUAACACAAUAAAAGAGACUUUUGACCAGAAGGGGAAUGAGAAGAUACUGGAAGGAGCUGUUAAGCACGAAAGGAGUGAUAAGAACUCUAAUGUGGGUCUUGGGAAAGGUAAGAAAUGUAGAGAUGAACAACUGGAUUCCAAAGCAUGGGGGGGAAAUGAGAGACUUGUAGAGGCUCAUAAGCAGGAGGACAAUGAAAUGGAAUGCAGAGGAAUCGCUCAAAGCAAAAAUAGUAAAAAGGAUCAGUGGGGGGAUCAUGAAAGCCAAGAGAGUAAGGAAAGACUAAGUGAUGCACAUGGGAGGGAAGAGAGUGAAAUGGGGCCCAAAGAGUGUUGGACACAAAAAGAUGAUAAUAGAUCAGUAAUGAUUUUCAAGGAAGAAGAAAUUUUAAAAAGAUCACAAGAAGCUUGUGAUAUUAAAAGGAAUGAGAACUUAAGCAAGGAUACUGGUACGUGGGAUGAAUUGAGUGAGCAGGACAUAGAAAUUGAGCUUAUUGAGGUGAACGGACAUGAGGGUGAGGUGAGAAAUGAUCAGGAAAAGGAUGUACUCAUGGAAACUGGUAAUUUUGAUGCAUUUGAUGGAGGAUGUAAAUAUAAUGAAGGGAAGCUACUAGAAACUCCCAUGACUAGGAAAUAUGAUAGCCCCGGAGAACUGAAAGCAACUAGAACAGCCAUUGCUAGUGAAGAAAAUACAAAGUUUGUUACUGAACGCAAAAUCAGUGUUUCUGAAUCCAAUGACGGAACCAAACUUCUGUUUAAAGGAAAAUUCAACUCUUCUACUCAGAAUAGGGAUGGCUUGCAAGAUGAGAAUGGUGAAAACAACUUUACAGAGUCACCUUGUCUACCUGAAUGCAUUACAAAUUCAAAGAAAGCUGAAGCUUGUGUGGGGAAUACAUGCUAUAUGCCAGAGAAGUCAGCAUCUGAAAUUGUAUCUAAUCAUGAGAGUAAGACUGCACUUGCUCCCGAAGAAGAGAGCAGGAAGAGCAUAAAGGGAGUUCUAUCCACCAUCAACACUAAAGAGACCAACGAUAGGUCCAUAUCAGGUCUCGUAGUGGCUGAGUUGGUUCAAAACGGGAAAAAAAUGGUAGGCACUUCAUCAGUUGUUUCAGAAGAAAGAGAAAAAAAACUAAACCUGGGCCAACAAGGUCCAAGCCAUAGCACAGAAAGAAAAGAGAAGAAUUUGAAUGAGACAUUGGCUACAAAAGACCGAAAAGUAGAUGGAAGACUUGGAAGGGAAAGAGAACUGGAAAAUGAACAUCUGAGAAAAUUGGAAGAAGAGAGGGAGAGAGAAAGAGAAAGAGAGAAGGACAGGAUGUCUCUGGGCAGAGAAGCCCUUGAAGCUCAUGAAAGAUCAUAUGCUGAAGCUCGUGAGCGAGCAGAAAGAGCUGCAGUGGAGAGAGCUACUUCUGAAGCAAGGCAAAGAGCUAUGUCAGAUGCUCGAGAAAGAUUAGAUAGGACAUCAAUGGAGGCUAGGCUCAGGGCAGAACUUACUCCAGUAGAGAGAACAGCUGUAGAAGCGUGGCAGCGUGCUGUUAAAAAAUCAUUAGUCAAGAAGAAUACCUUUGAGGUCCAGGAACAAGUAGAAAGAUCUAUUACUGAUAGAUUUUUGGGUCCUUCCAGAUGUGCUGCAUCUGAACUUCAUGACCGUCAGUUCCGAAAUACAGGAAACUUGAAUGGAUUGAGAUAUUCAUAUUCUUCAGCACAUGUUGGUGAUGAAGGUGAAUCACCUCAGAGAUGUAGAGCUCGGUUAGAGAGGUACCAGAGAACAGCAGAGCGUGCAGCUAAAGCCCUAGCAGAGAAAAAUAUGCGUGAUCUUCUUGCUCUAAGAGAACAAGAAGAGAGGAAUAGAGUUGCGGAAACUCUGGAUGUUGAGGUCAAGAGAUGGUCAAGUGGAAAAGAAGGAAAUCUCCGUGCAUUGCUUUCGACUUUGCAAUAUAUCCUUGGGCCUAAUAGUGGUUGGCAGCCGAUCCCAUUAACUGAAGUUAUAACUUCUGCAGCUGUAAAAAGAGCAUACAGGAAAGCCACUCUUUGUGUGCACCCUGACAAAUUACAGCAGCGUGGUGCAACUAUUCAACAAAAAUAUACAUGUGAGAAGGUUUUUGAUCUUCUAAAGGAAGCAUGGAACAUGUUCACAUCGGAAGAACGGUAGCUUGAGGCCUUUUCUGCUUGGUGAACAUUUGCCUUGUAAAUUUAGGAUCAGCGAGCAAGUGAAUUUUCUUUAUAUAUUUAUGGUACACUUAUUUCUUUUCUAUAGUUUGCAUGUAAGCUUAAGCUUCAAGAAUGUUUGUAGGAAUAUAUAUGAAAAAAGUAGACAUGCCUAAAUAAAUCAAUGUCUGAGCGCUUUGGAAUCGGGAUUAGACUGGACUGGUUGGCUCAACCAGUUCGACUGUCCAUGGUCCACAAAGGCUUUAGUGUGUAAUUAUGUUGUUGAUUAAUUUGCCAGGACAAGUGAUUUCAAAUUAAAUUAUUAUAUCAUUAUGUACAAAUAGUAUUACUCUUUAUUGAGAUGGGCAAAUUUCAAUCAAAAUUUG